AAAAGAUUGGAUUUGAUCAAGACACAAAAAUCUUGGGAGUGUUUUGAUGUCCAUAAAAAGAAUAAAGCCAUGUCCUUAUAGAUUCUCUCUAGAAAAUUAAGCACAAGAGAACAAAAUUACUCGAGUAUAAAUCUGUCUGAAGAACCAAUCUAGUAAGUUAUCAAGGAUUUCACACAGUUCGUGUUUCUUGUGACUGACUCAAGCCAAGAACUCUGUUCUCUCCUUUUGAUGCUUGGCUUUAACGAUGAUAUCACGAGCCCUCUUAGUGCUCAAAUCUUCGAUUUCUGUGAUUCACAACUGUUUCAAGAAAGCUUCAAUCAAUCCUCUGAAGUCACCUCUGCUUCAAACAUUCUUGAGAAAUCUGGAAGCUUCCAAGACAAUCACAGUGGUAAUUCCAACACUAACACAACCACAACAACUGAUAACAGUAACACCAACAAAUUUCAAGAUGAUGAAGACGAUAACAAUAACGCGGAUCUGUCCAUAAUCUUCGAUUCACAAGAAGAUUUCGAAAACGACAUAGCCGCUUCAAUAGACUUUUCAUCAUCUUCUUUGCAAUAUCCAGUUAUAGAUCAUCUCCUUACGACGACAGAUCAAAACCAAUUUGAUUUCUCAUCAGGAGUCCAAAUUGUUCAUCAGCUUCCUAACAUUCCUUACUCUGGAGACCCUCUGGCUCUACCGGCGGUUUCCUCUGUUGCUCCUCCUCCUCUACCACUAGGAGCCUACGAAGAGGAUUGUUUUUCUUCCGUCCCAAGUUACAAUCUUGGCUCAAGACCUAUUUCCCCUUCUUGCUCUUUGUUCCGUACUUCCGGUUUACCGACGUAUAUGGUGAACAUGAGCUCCGGUUUAUUAUCUUCCGAAAAUAAUUCCGGUUUGUUUCCCGGCAAUAUUCAUUUGGGACCAGAAUUCAACAAACCACGUGAUCAGUUGAUGGAUUUUCAAGCUGAUAAUGGUGGGUUGUUCAGUCCGAAUUCUAUCAAACAUAUCUUUAAUCCAGGAGAUCUCCAGGUACUUAGUGGCGUCGAGAACCAGAACCACUUGGUUGUACCUCAGACUCAUCCAACAUUAGGGCCGGUCGAAAUAACCGGUUUAGAAGAUUCAACGUCAAACAAAGUUGUGAAACUCUCCCCCGAGCAAAGGAAAGAGAAGAUCCAUAGGUACAUGAAGAAGAGGAACGAAAGAAAUUUCAGCAAGAAAAUAAAGUACGCGUGUAGGAAAACAUUGGCAGAUAGUCGUCCAAGAGUUAGAGGAAGAUUUGCAAAGAAUGAUGAGUUUGGUGAACUAAAGAAACAAGGUUCUUCAAGCCAUCAUGAUGAUGAAGACGAAGACGAUAUGAGAGUGAAGGAUGAGGAACAGUUGGUAGAUUCUUCAGACAUUUUUGCACACAUUAGUGGACCCAAUUCCUUCAAGUGCAACUACCCAAUUCAGUCCUGGAUUUGAGUUUCAAGUCCCACACCACAAAUCUUAUAUAGACUUAUAUAAUUAGUACUUUUAUAGAGUUAUUACUUGUUAGUAUAUUUAUUCUUGCAAUACCCCAGGCUCUGCUUUAAAAAAAUAAAAAUCUACUAAAAAUAUAAUAAUAAUAAAUUGCAGGUUUGAAUGAAUAAAACAGUAGUGAAGAAAGGUUUACUAUGGCUACAUAGACUUUUGAAAAUUUUGUAGAUAUAUUAUUACUGAUACACGCGAUGUCUUGUAUUUAAUUUUAAGUUGUAUUUUUCUAUCGGUUAAUCACUAUAAAACAAUUGAGUUUUUAUUUUGCUCCUUUUACAUUCAACGUUUUUUUUUUUUUGAACUACAAAAGUAACAUUAUUGAAAAUAGCUGAUUUGUCA
This is a messenger RNA of Thlaspi arvense, 1830 nucleotides long. Lineage: Eukaryota; Viridiplantae; Streptophyta; Magnoliopsida; Brassicales; Brassicaceae. The record is from the annotation of a GenBank genome assembly.